Molecule: messenger RNA, 651 nt
Organism: Rhododendron vialii
Lineage: Eukaryota; Viridiplantae; Streptophyta; Magnoliopsida; Ericales; Ericaceae
Product: F-box/kelch-repeat protein At3g23880-like
Exons: 2
Coding region: 1-651 (216 amino acids)
Source: RefSeq, a predicted model, not a curated record
AUGCCGCCCUCUCUGCAAGAAACUAAACCUCUGCCACCGUUUGUUUUCGGAUUUGGUGCCCACCCGACUACGCAUGAGUGCAUGUUGGUGUUUAUUCUUUACGAGUGGGUGGAUGUAAAGCAACAGAAAUUUCCUUCCAAGGUUGAGCUUUACACCCAAGGGACAGGAUCAUGGAGAUCCAUCGCUUCUGUUGGUCAUCCACAUCUCAUUGCGCGUUUGGAUUGCUUACAGGCUUUUGUUAAUGGAGCCAUACAUUGGAUUGCACUCGAAAGUGGAGUUGGGGAUGGUUUAAGCAAUACUGAUGCCUGCCGCUCUGGUCAUUACAAGCUCAUUGGGCCUGCCCAUUUUGUCGUAUGGAGAAUCACUGGCGGUGUUAUGUCGUGGACAGGAGGGUUCUGUGGCAUGUGGGUUAUGAAAAAAUAUGGAGUUGCAGAAUCUUGGGCCAAAUUAUACACUAUUCCUCUUACAGGAGUGUCGGGCCGCAUAAUAGGAUUUAGGGAAAAUGGUGAAUUUCUGGUAUCGGCGAGUGACAAAUUGCUACUUUGUUAUGACUGUAAGACCAAAACUUGGACAAAUACUGGAUAUAGCGGGAGUUCUGAUGCAUGUACCGCUGACACUUUCAUGGAAUCCCUAGUUUUAGCGAAACCAUGA